AGUCGCCAACUCACCAUACCGAAAGUCAAAACUCAGAACUCAAAACACAGAUAGCAACUCGCAAACAUAAAAGAAAAAAGAAAAUCACAAUCAUCAUUUCUCUGCACUUCGUUUAUCAUAUUUCUAGUUGCGUUUACGAGCACGACGUGGUGAUAAUAAACAAUCAAUUCAUUCUCACGUUCUUGCUUCCCUGUUUGGGAGUAGUGGAAAGAAGGUGACACUUCGCAAAUAAACUGCAUCAAUCAAUUACAUAAAUCAAAUAAUAUCAAUUUCAUUUAGGGGAGAGAUAAAAAUCUUGGUAAUUGUUCUUCACCAUGAAUUGGGGAUCUCUGGUACAAAUUUUGUUCCUACUCUCAAUCUUGUUACUUGUCAAUGGAUCCCUUAGCUCGCCCGUGAAUUCAACACUUAUUAAAAUCGAUCCUUCAAAAGUCAAGCAAAUUUCGUGGAAACCUAGAGCGUUCGUGUAUGAAAGAUUUCUGACUGAUGAGGAAUGUGAUCAUCUGAUAUCAAUUGCGAAAUCAGAAUUAAAGAGGUCCGCUGUGGCGGAUAAUGAGUCUGGAGAUAGCCAGCUUAGCGAAGUCAGAACUAGCUCUGGUGCCUUUAUUAGUAAGGCCAAGGAUGAAAUUGUGCAGCGUAUAGAGCAAAAACUUGCUGUCUGGACAUUCCUACCUCAAGAGAAUGGGGAGGACAUACAAGUUCUCAGAUACGAGGAAGGACAGAAAUAUGAGUCCCACUAUGAUUACUUUGUUGACAAGGUUAACAUCGCUCGUGGUGGCCAUCGAUAUGCAACUGUCCUUAUGUAUCUAUCUGACGUCACGAAAGGUGGUGAAACAGUUUUUCCAAAUGCAGAGUACUAUGAACAGCUGUCAGAACGUCAAAAGGCAGCUAUCGCGGCAGAUAAUGAUUUGUCAGAGUGUGGAAAGAAAGGCAUUGCAGUGAAACCAAAAAAAGGCGAUGCUCUUUUGUUCUUCAGUCUCUAUCCAAGUGCGGUUCCUGAUCAGAUGAGCCUCCAUGGAGGUUGUCCUGUCAUUGAGGGUGAGAAGUGGUCGGCCACCAAGUGGAUUCACGUUGACAAUUUUGAUAAAAUCCUCACAGAUGGUUGUGUUGAUCGCAAUCAGAAUUGUGAAAGAUGGGCUGCACUUGGUGAGUGCACUAGGAACCCAGAAUAUAUGGUGGGAACUGCUGACCUACCAGGUUACUGCCGGAGAAGCUGCAAUCUCUGCUAGUGCAGUCCGUCUAUAACACUGCGGUAUGAGACGAUUGUAACUUGUUACUAUUAUAUCUUUUCUGAACUCGCUGAGGUAUAUCGAGUUCGAAAUGCAAUGACAUCCUUUAUGUUGUGCUGUUUCUCUUCCUCUGUAUUUUUGGUUUUGGAGUGUAAAUUUUGGAAAGGACUAAUGCUGGCAUGUAUGACUUUGUGGAAACUCUCCAAGGCUCUUAAGGAAACAUCUUCAAUGGAAAUGAUUGCUGAUGCAUAUUUCCUCUAGGGGAAAAUAGUUAUAUAUUGGUUUUUAUUGGUUCAA
Beta vulgaris subsp. vulgaris (sugar beet) is the source of this 1523-nucleotide messenger RNA. RefSeq names its product probable prolyl 4-hydroxylase 4. Gene Ontology annotation, molecular function: iron ion binding; procollagen-proline 4-dioxygenase activity; L-ascorbic acid binding. The record is from RefSeq and is a predicted model, not a curated record. Gene Ontology annotation, biological process: peptidyl-proline hydroxylation to 4-hydroxy-L-proline. NCBI's taxonomy places the organism in Eukaryota, Viridiplantae, Streptophyta, Magnoliopsida, Caryophyllales, Amaranthaceae. Gene Ontology annotation, cellular component: endoplasmic reticulum. The transcript has 7 exons. Bases 315 to 1226 code for a protein of 303 amino acids.